GGACUUUCAGUGUUUUUUGCCAUUCUUUGUAUUGUCGAUGUUUUCGGAGUUUUUCCAGUGGUUGCCCUACCAAAACCCAUUAUCGACUGUGGUGAGUAGGACAUUUUAUUUUUAUCUACUACAAAAACUGCUUGAUAGGGAAAAUCAGCGAGGUUGCAUAAAAUUGGGCGUCCCUCCAAAACAAAGUCUGUGCAAAAGUCUUUCUUAUCGAACAUUUUAUUCCCAAUAUUCCAUUAGUCAUUGGAAAUACAGCAGAACCUUUGAUUUAAUACAAAUGAAAUCAACUGUAAUUUGAAUAAAAUGAAAUGUAUUUUUCUGCAAUUUAUAAACUUUGGAUACUAUGGCAUUCUGGUGAUAUUUGCAGUUUGCAGCAUUCAAAUAUACACAGCAACUUUAUUAGGAAAAUGCUGGAAUUUAGCUGAAGAAAUGGAACCUAACAUGAAGAGAAAAAACCGUUAUCCAUACUCUGCUUUAGCCGAGCUAACUUUUGGCAAAUAUUUGGCGCAUUUUGUUACUUUCUUGGUUGAUAUCACGGUUUUCGGAGGAGGAAUUCCAAAUUUGAUUGUUGCUGCAAAAAAUUUGGAACUAUUAGGCUUGAGAAUCAGUGAAGGUUCUUUCGAUAUUUCAUUUUGUUACUGGAUUAUCAUUCUGGGAACCGUUUUGUGUCCAAUUUUAUGGCUCGGUAGUCCUAAAGACAUGAAGGUAAUUUGCACCAUUUCUGCUCUAAUAGUAACAUCCGUUUACAUACUAACAUCCAGCUGUUUACUUUCAACUGUAAAUGCUGAUAUUCCUCAAAUUGAAGCCGAAUUUUCAUCAAGCAACUGGGAAUUAUGGCAGGUGAUGUUGAGCGCUUAUGGAAUAGUCACUUUCCAAUUUGACAUUCAUCCAACAAUUCUAACUAUCCAUAUGGAUAUGACCAACAAAGGCAAAUUACCAAUUGCCAUCAUAGGCGGAUUUUCAGUGUCUUUAAUUAUGUUUGGUACGACAGCAUUAAUAACUGCAUGGAAAUAUGGAACCAACUCCAAAGCGAGUUUGCUGGAAACUCUGCCAACAUCUUUGCCGUUGCAUUUUGCAGCUGGAUUAGUUGCAAUUCAAUUAUGCCUUACUUCAGCAGUGAGUAACAGUGCUUUGUAUCAACAUAUGGAGGAUUGUCUUAAUAUAUCCAGAGCAUUCAACCACAAACGCUGCAUCCUAAGAACGAUUUUGAUCAUAAUUGCAAUCAUUAUAGCUGAGUCAGUUCCCCGAUUCGAUCUGGUAAUGUCUUUAAUAGGUGGGUCUUUAACUGGUCCACUAGUUUUCUUCUUUCCGCCUCUGUUCUACAUCAGAAUGAUAUAUUUGCAUAAAAAGUAUGUUCGAAAAUUGGAACUGGAAAGCUUUUCGAAUGUUAUAUUGAUGGAGCGAAGGUCGAGCAAUUUAAGCGAAGACUAUUCAAGCGACAUAACAGACUAUAAAGGAGAACAGAAAAUAAAUGUAGGAUUAUAUCAAAGCCGGAAGACUUUUCGAGAAAUUUGGAAUGAAAAGUUGGAAAUUGUAAUUUGCGUUUUCAUAAUAAUAUUGAGUUCUUUUGCCACUUGUAUUACUACCUAUUUGAAUGUGAGUAGUGCCACGUUGUCGUAUGCAAAUUUGACAAAACCGUGCAUUUACAAUAUUUCCAAUGCCCUACUGUAUCUCUAAUAAUCUAAUAAAUUUUAUUAAUUGUCAA
Messenger RNA from Dendroctonus ponderosae (mountain pine beetle), 1702 nucleotides. It is a transcript of the gene mah, whose product is annotated as amino acid transporter AVT1I. Lineage: Eukaryota; Metazoa; Arthropoda; Insecta; Coleoptera; Curculionidae. The transcript has 7 exons. Bases 301 to 1674 code for a protein of 457 amino acids. The record is from RefSeq and is a predicted model, not a curated record.